UAAGCAACCCCCUCAAACCCAUACUUGCUUACCAUUAUUAAUAUUAUUAUUGUUUGUAUAUUUAAUUGGUAAUUAUUUGCUUUCAUAAUUUGGUAUCAUAUCAUGGAGAUGAGGAAGUGCUUUGGGUUGUUGUUCUUGCUUUUCAUCAUCUUGGCUUCUCAAGAGAUGGUGGUGCCAAGUGAAGGAAGGGUAUGUCAAUCGCAGAGCCACGGGUACAAAGGACCAUGCCUCAGAGACCAUAACUGUGCCCUUGUUUGCAGGAACGAGGGUUUCUCCGGUGGCAAAUGCAGGGGUUUCCGUCGUCGUUGUUUCUGUACCAAGCUUUGCUAAAUGCUAAUGAUAAAUUGUGUGUUAAUUAAUAUCCAAGAAAUAAUUGAUCUCUGUGAUGCUUGAGGUAUGUUUGGUGUGGUGGUUAGCUCUUUGUUUGUUGAUUAGAUUUUAGAGUGCUUAUUGUGUACGUACGUACGUCUUCAUCCUUUGUUGCCAUCAUCAUUAAUAUGGUGUUAUAAUUUUUCCCAAUCAAUUAAUGUUAAUCUGCUUUUAUUCGA
Ziziphus jujuba (common jujube) is the source of this 548-nucleotide messenger RNA. RefSeq names its product defensin-like protein 1. The transcript is spliced from 2 exons. NCBI's taxonomy places the organism in Eukaryota, Viridiplantae, Streptophyta, Magnoliopsida, Rosales, Rhamnaceae. The record is from RefSeq and is a predicted model, not a curated record. Gene Ontology annotation, biological process: defense response. The coding region runs from base 103 to 330 and encodes 75 amino acids.